AUGAAAGAGGUGAUGUCCAUGACACGAAGGAGAAACCAUCGAAAGGGUAUCUUAAACCGUGUUGAAGAAGAAAUAAGAAAACAGAAGCUGAAUGGAGAACUGAACGAUCACGAUAUAGUUCUGUUAAAAGGGAAAAAUAAAUGUUCUUGGUCACAGCUGCGGUUAGCAAAGCCGCCGAUGGAGGGACAAAAUGAGAUAUGGUUCCCAUACGCUACUCCAAAGUAUAACAAUACGGUUGUAAAAAACAGAGUCGCAACAGGGGAGAGAAUGAGGAAGUGGAAUUGUAAUAGACGAGGGAACACUUAUUUUUCCACUGCCUAUACUCAAAAAGAUAUGGGAAGACCUAACAAGGGGAAUUUUCUCGGACAGAUUCUCGGUGAGUUGGACAGAGGUUAUGAAGAUUUUAUCUGA
Messenger RNA from Arabidopsis thaliana (thale cress), 411 nucleotides. Its product is annotated as reverse transcriptase. The record is from RefSeq and is marked reviewed. NCBI's taxonomy places the organism in Eukaryota, Viridiplantae, Streptophyta, Magnoliopsida, Brassicales, Brassicaceae. The coding region runs from base 1 to 411 and encodes 136 amino acids. The transcript is spliced from 2 exons.